This is a messenger RNA of Impatiens glandulifera, 2935 nucleotides long. RefSeq names its product CBS domain-containing protein CBSCBSPB5-like. The transcript has 14 exons. Bases 1230 to 2843 code for a protein of 537 amino acids. Lineage: Eukaryota; Viridiplantae; Streptophyta; Magnoliopsida; Ericales; Balsaminaceae. The record is from RefSeq and is a predicted model, not a curated record. Gene Ontology annotation, molecular function: protein binding.
GGUUUAGUCACUCUUGUUUAUCGUUUCCGAAGCACUGCAACCUCACACCAAGGAGGCAACCCUAUCGCUAGUAUCCAAACACCACUAUAAACUUGACCUACCCUCUCACCAAGAGAAUAGUAUCCUUUUUCUUAUUGGGUCAAGUCUAGAAAUGUGUUACUAGUUAUUGGACUACAAUGUUGACCAACAAAUACCCAACAACUUUGCCUAAUUCUCUUCCUUCUCUUGUCAUAAUCAACUUUGUUGAAAACUUGAUGGGCUUCUUUCUAGCCUAUGGCUUGACAACUUUUGUCAUUCUAUGCUCAAUGUUUUUCUCAACUUCUAAUGUGAAACUCUCUUCACUACUUCCUUAAAGAAUCAACAAGCAUUUGAGGGAAAAGAAGAAGAAAUUGAGGAAACAAUAGACAAAAUCAGAUAGAUAGGAUCAUAGGAAGAGAAGAAGAACAAUGGGUAGAGCCAUUAGGAAGAAAUCAAGAGAGUUUAGAUCAUAUUUACCUAUCUAUUACUCUAACAGCAUUUACUAUUUAUACUAUUUAAGCAAAUUUCUCUUUCUUUUGCUUUUCAUUCUUCUAAUUAAGUAAAAGAAUGUACCAAGUAAAACCCAACUCCAAAAUUAUCCGAAAUUUCAAGUAUAUUAUAUAGCCUGUUAUUGUAUCUUUGUCUGAAUUUGAAUAUGUUUGGAAACAUUUUUCAUUUGUCAAUUGUCAAAUGAGAUAAUGUUAUUAAGCUAUAAAAAUGUUUCCCAAUGACCUGGUCAAUGUUUAAUUACACAUUCUUUUUUACUAAACUAAUAUUAAUAAUAAUUAUUAGUGUUUAUAUAUUGAAACAUACUUUAUAGUAAAUAUGAUAGAAUGAGAUUGAUCCUCCAAAGAAAGACAGAGACAGACAAUGGAGAUCUGUUUGUAGCCGUUGGAACAGUGAUGACGUGUCCUUCUGAAAGUCUUGCAAUUUCAGACAAAAAUCGUUUCCUCCGCCUUGCUUCCCGCUGUAUUCCCUCUCUCUGACCCACACAGGAAACAAUUUUGGGUUGCAGAUGAAUUCCAUUUUCAUUUUCUGUUGUAGGUUCUUCUUACCAGCAGCAGCAUUUUCUCGACAAAAAUUCAAAACUCACCCACGGCCCCGACUCUUCCCCAGUUCCCGAGGAAGGAGGGAGGAAUUGGGGAAUAAUUACAUUGAUAUUAUUCUCUUCAAUUUUCAUUUUUCUCCAGGUGAAUUGAAGAAAAAGAACCAUGAACACUGCUGGAGUUUCUUCCAGGACUAGAAGCAUCUCCUCCAACACCUCUUCCCAACCCAGGAAGAAGGCCUCCGAUCUCAAUGUAGCCAUUGAUUCUUCCAGAAGAUCUCUUUCCACUCCUCGUUCAAUGGGACUAAUGGGAGAGCGAACUGUUAAACGUUUGCGUCUGUCUAAAGCAUUGACGCUUCCAGAAACCACUACCAUAUAUGAAGGCUGUCGUAGAUUGAUUGCUCGACGAGUCGAUGCCUUGUUACUGACCGAUUCCAAUGGCUUACUCUGUGGAAUAUUAACUGCCAGGGACAUUGCGACAAAGGUCAUUGCUUGUCGAUUGAAUUUGGAGGAAACUCCGGCUUCAAAGGUUAUGACUAGGAAUCCAACCUUUGUACUCUCCGAUACCCUUGCUGUCGAGGCCUUGCAGAAGAUGGUACAAGGGAGCUUCAGACAUCUCCCGGUUGUGGAGAAUGGGGAAGUUAUAGCCUUGCUCGAUAUCGCAAAAUGCUUGUACGAUGCUAUCUCUCGUAUGGAGAGGGCAGCUGAAAAGGGAAAGGCGAUUGCUGCAGCUGUUGAGGGAGUUGAAAAACAUUGGGGGACAUCUAUUUCUGGUUCAAAUACGUUCAUGGAAACGCUAAGGGAGCGCGUGUUGAGGCCAUCGCUGUCGACGAUCAUUCCUGACAAUUCAAAGAUUGUAACACUAACGACGAAAGAAACUGUUCUGACCGCGGCUAAGAAGAUGCUAGAAUCUCAAGUGAGCGCUGCCAUCGUAACAGUCGAUAGUAAACCGAAAGGAAUCCUAACUUCUAAGGAUAUGUUAAUGCGGAUGGUCGCCCAAAAUCUUCCUCCAGCAACCACCUUAGUCGAGAAGGUGAUGACGCAAAAUCCAGAAUGUGCGAGAUUAGACACACCGAUUAUCGACGCUCUUCAUAUAAUGCACGACGGAAACUUCUUACACCUUCCUGUUAUCAAUAAAGAUGGAAUUGCAGUUGCUUUGCUUAAUGUUCUCCAAAUAACUCAAUCUGCUGUUUCAACUGUCGGAGGCAACGAUGGAAUGGGUUCUAACGAAUUGGGAAGCAAUCUAAUGCAGAAAUUCUGGGAUUCCGCCCUGCAGUUAUCUCAAGGGGAUGAAGAAGAUGAUGCAAUAAGUAACAACUCGAUGAAACUAGCUGAAGCAUCUGAUGCAGUGGCUCAACUUCAAUACUCACCAGGACAAACAAACAAGUUUGCGUUUAAAGUCCAAGACAAGAAGGGAAUAAUGUACAGGUUUAAUUGUGAAACUGGGAGUUUGAGAGAUCUUGUAGCUGCCAUUCUUCAGAGAAUGGGGAACGAAAUUAGCUGCAAUAGCAUGCCUCAGAUUUUCUACGAGGAUGAAGACCAUGACAAGGUUGUCCUUGCCUCGGACAACGACCUUGCAGCUGCAGUAGACCAUGCUCGUUUAGCCGGUUGGAAGGGACUACGGCUACAUUUAGAUUACUCGGGUUGGGGAAGAAGUUCGGUGGCUGUAGAAUCGAAAGGAGGAGGAGACUACUCGACGAUUGGUUUGGCAUGUGUAACGGGGGCAAUGCUGAUCGUUGGAUUGGGUGUUGUAACCUACUAUAGGAGAUGUCGAAAUUAAAUAUUCACAACUUUAUUAUUACUUACUAUUAUUGUUGUUUAAUAUGAAUAUUCCUAUCCUUUUCAUAUAAUUGUCAAAACUAUUUUGGGUUG